UCUGUGUGUUCUGCAAAGUCUUUGACCCUCUUGUCAGUUGAAGUUUUGUUUGACGCAGACUUUGUAUCAACCAUGCCGUGACUAUUUAAAGUGUAGCAUUUGGGUUUUUUCAUUUUGGACUGCAUUUUCUUUGCAUAUCUGUGAAUUAGCUGAUUCUGGAGCCAUGGAGGUGUGUAGGAGAAGAUGCAUGGUACAAUUGUGGAUUCUCUUGCACUUGACAGCUUGUGUGGCAGCUAUGAAGGGAAGGUGCAGUCUGUUCGGGCGUCACUAUGUUCAUACGUUCGAUGGGGUUUUGUAUGAGUUUCCUGGAGACUGCAGCUACCUCCUGGCUGGAGACUGCAACCAUCACUCCUUCACACUGCUUGGUGACCUUGUCAAUGGUAAAAGAACUGGAGUUACUCUGUUUGUUGGGGAUGCUUUUGAGCUGCAUCUGUCUGUCGAUGGACUACUAACCCAAGGAGAAAAAAUCCUCUCUUUGCCCUACGCUUCUCAUGCUGUGUUUGCGGGCUCAGAGGUGGGCUUUUACAAACUUUGGAGUGAAGAGUUUGGCUUCACUGUUACCAUUGAUAACGCAGCCAACAUUGCCUUGACACUGGCCAAACAUCAUGCUAACCGCACCUGUGGCCUCUGUGGCAACUUCAACACCCUAUCAGCUGAUGAAUACACCGCCCAAGAAGGAUUCCUCACAGAGGACAGUUAUGAUUUUGCCAACUCAUGGGCAGUGAAGGGGGCUGGUCAGUCAUGUCAGCGUGUCACAACUCCCAGCCAGUCCUGCAACAGCACAAAACAGACUUCAGAGAUUUUGUCCAGCUGCAGUGUUCUGCAGAAGUCUACUGUAUUUCUGCAUUGUGCCCACCUGGUCUCUCCUGAGGCCUUCCUGAUGCUGUGUCAGGAGGAAGCGUGUCACUGUGACCAGGAGAAUGGCGUGGACUGCUUCUGUCCGGUCUUGCUGGAGUAUGCGCGCACAUGCCAAGCACAUGGGAUUGUUCUGCACGGCUGGCUUGAAGAAAGCAAAUGCUUCCCCAAGUGUCCAAUUGGGAUGAAGUACAGUGAAUGCACCAAGUCUUGUUCCACCACGUGCCAUAGUCUAAACAUCCAGGAAGUCUGUAAAGAUGAGUGCAUAGAUGGUUGCACAUGCCCAGUUGGUAAGGUUUUAGAUGGCAAUCGCUGUGUGGAGGUGUCUCAGUGUUCCUGUGUGCACAUGGGACGGCAUUUCCCUCCUGGAUCCACUAUUUCUCAGGACUGCAACACCUGUGUGUGUCGUCAUGGUUCCUGGGAGUGCACCAAUGAAGGCUGUCCCGGAGAGUGUUUAGUGCUCGGUCAAUCUCACUUCAAGACCUUUGACAACAAGUUCUUUACCUUCACUGGCCACUGUCAAUAUUUGCUUGCAAGGGACUGCACGGAUCAAGAGUUUUCUGUCAUCAUUGAGAAUGUGCAGUGUGCUGAUGAUCAGAAUGCAGUGUGCACACGUUCAGUGACUCUCAGCCUGCCCUCUCUGGAAAACAUGUCAGUGAAGCUGAAACAUGGGGGGAUUGUCUCUGUCAACGGCAUGGACAUCCAGACCCCAAUGAAUCAUGGCCGUCUGCAUAUCCAAAGAUCUGUCCAGACAUCUGUGCGAGUAAAGUUUGGAGACAACCUUCGACUGGACUGGGAUGGGCGUGGCCGCUUGCUCUUAAAGCUGGGACCAAAAUGGGUAGGACGCACCUGUGGUCUCUGUGGUAACUACAACGGUAACCAAGGUGAUGACUUCCUGUCUGGUUCUGGACUGGUUGAGGCGAGCCCUCAGGCAUUUGGUCAGUCCUGGAGGAUAAACGGAGACUGUGAAUCUACCCACAAACCUGAGAGUGAUCCAUGUGCUAUUAAUCCCAAAAGAGUGCGUUUUGCAGAAGAGGCAUGCUCAGUUAUCAUGUCUGAGGUGUUCAGCCCAUGUCACUUUAUGGUGAACCCGGGUCCGUUCCAGCGGUUCUGUCGUUAUGAUGUAUGUGCAUGUGGGGAUGGUGAAGAGUGCCUCUGCUCUGCUCUGGCUGCCUAUGCAUCUGCCUGCUCAGCCAGAGGGGUGCUGCUCAACUGGAGAUCUCCCUCACUUUGUGAUAUGGAGUGCUCCGGUGGCCAGGUUUAUGAGGCAUGUGGGAGUGUGUGUGACCGGACAUGCCGCUCUUUGUCUGGAGCUGAGGCAGGCUGUGAGGGUGAGAGAGGGUGUGAGGAAGGCUGUUUCUGUCCUGCUGGAAAGUACCUGAGUGACUCCGGAGAAUGUGUGACUGCUGACCUGUGCACCUGCUUACAUGAUGGACAACUCUACCAACCUAACGAUGUCUACGCUGAUCACAACAGCAUCUGUUACUGUGAGAACGGUGCCAUGCGCUGCAGCUCUGCUGAAAUGAGUACAAUGCUGUCAGAUCUUUUUUAUGAUGAUGACCUGGCACCAUCCAGAGAGCGGCGGUCACCUCAGUGCCCUCCUCCACUGGUACGUACAGAAUGUGGUGCUGGAGAAAGAGGCCUGGAGUGUGCCAGGACCUGCCAGAACCUGGACUUGCCCUGUGUCAGUCUUGCCUGCAUCCCCGGCUGCCUCUGUCCUCCUGGCACAGUACGCCACCGCAGAAGCUGCAUCGCACCAGAGCAAUGUCCCUGUUACCAUAACAACAGGCCUUACGCAGCAGGACAGACGAUAUCUGUGGACUGCAACACCUGUGUGUGUGAGAACAGGAAGUGGAAAUGCACAAAUAAGGUGUGUGAUGGCGUGUGCCGCACUGUCGGAGAGGGGCAUUACAUCACAUUUGAUGGCCUCAAAUACUCUUUCCCUGGUCUCUGCCAGUAUGUCCUGGUCCAGGAUAUGUGUAAUGGAGAAGAGGGUUCAUUUAGAGUGCUGGUAGAAAAUGAGGCCUGUGGAAUUGUGGGGCAUCGCUGCGCAAAAGCUAUCACCGUCUUUUACCAAGGAGGAUUAAUUGUAAUGCAGCAUGGGGAGGUGAAGAUGAAGAGGCCAGUGCUACAGGAGAAACAAGUGGAGAUCAUUCGAUCCGGUCAAUUCUACACACUGCUCCUGGGGAAACACAUCACCCUCAGCUGGGACAAAGGAACUCACCUUGUGGUCCACAUCUCAGCCUCAUACAGGGGUCGGGUGUGUGGCCUAUGUGGUAACUUUGAUGGAAAUGUCAACAAUGACUUGAUGAGCAGUAAUAACCAACUGGAGGUGGACUCCUCACAUUUUGGCAACUCCUGGAAGGUGGUACCCAGCUGUGCUGAUGUAACACAGAUUCGUGCUCCUUGCAGUGACAACAUUGUUAAGUUGGUAACGGUGGAGCAGUCAUGUCGUGUGCUUACCAGCUCCCUCUUUAAAGAAUGCAACAGCCAGGUGGAUGCAGAACCGUAUGUAGAGAUGUGUGUGGAAGCAGCCUGUUCUUGUCCAUCAGUUGGUGACUGCGCAUGUUUCUGUGAUGUUAUCGCGGCCUAUGCUCAGGCUUGUUCAGAGCAGGGUGUAUCCAUCCACUGGAGAUCUAAUGAGCUUUGCCCCAUGAGCUGUGAGGAGCUGAAUCCUAAGAGCCCAAGUUCAGGAGAGGUAUUAUGCCAGUGGAGGUAUAAUACCUGUGGCCCUGCCUGUCCGAUCACCUGCCAACACCCAGAUCCCCUCCACUGUCCGCUCAAAUGUGUGGAAGGAUGCCAUGCCUAUUGUCCCCCAGGCCAGCUUCUGGAUGAGGUAGCCAUGCGUUGUGUUGAUCCAUCUAAGUGUCAAGUGUGUAUUCAUGAAGGUCAGAGAAUCUCCCAUGGCAACAAAGUUAUUCUCAACCAUGAUGUGCCUGACCAGUGCAAGAUAUGUCACUGUGAAAACAACACCCUGAGUUGUGAAGCUUGUUCCUCCGUCAUUUUGUUUACUACUCCCACACCAACUCCUUCAUGGGCCACAUACACAACCCAGCCUUUUACAACCUUGAUGCCUGAGGGGAACUGUGAUCGUGCCAUGGAUCUAGCUUUUCUGUUGGAUGGUUCUGAAGCCCUGAGCGAGGAUGAAUUUCAAGCAACCAAAGAGUUUAUACUCGGAGUGGUCGAACGAUUCCGCAUGGGCUCAGCACACACUCGAGCCACAGUGCUGCUUUACCACUCUGGAGUCAAAACAUAUGACCUCCAGGUUCAGAAGUGGCUGUUUAAGAAAACUGUGCGGGAGCUUCAUUACACAGGAGGAGAUGCAGCCUUUUUGGAUGAGGCUGUAAAGUAUUUGGCCAUCAACAUUUAUGACAAGAACAAACGUGAGCACGCCGGCCGAGUUGCCAUUAUUUUGACAGCGAGUCCAAACCCUCGUUCCAUGCGUGGUAUCAUCAAGAUGCUCCGGAAGAAAUCCAUCACCACACUAACUGUGGCCCUAGGUCCAGGGGUAGACAUGAGUCAGAUUAAUGAGAUCACAAAAGCCAACCCAGAAAACAGAGCCUAUGUGCUUAGCAGCACAGGUGAGCUCUCUGAUAACCUGUUAGAGCUGACGGAUUACCUCUGCACAUUAGGUCUUGAACCUGAGGUGCCAAAACCUCCAACACCGAAGUCUACGCCAGGUAAACCUCAAGUCACAACCACCACCACCCCAGCGCCUCGUCUGGAGUCACUUCCCUCACAAGCCCGCCCCAGCACUCCUGCUUCCACCCAACCCUCUGUGUUAUCUCCCAUUACCACAUCCCCAUCUUUCGGCCCUCCAUCCAAAGAAGUGACAUUCAUCCUGGAAGGCUCUGAUUCAGUCGGAGAGGCCAACUUUAACAAAUCGCUCCUGUUCUUGGAGGAAGUUAUCACACAGCUGGCAGAGGAAGAGAAGUCUAUACGCAUCACUGUAAUCCAGUACUCGGUAACAGUGACAGUGGAAAUCAGUCGGUGGGAGCUGAGAUGGCAGAGGACCCUGCUCCUGCAACGACUGAGGGAGAUUCAUUGGAGGGGUGGAAGCCAGACAAACACCGGUACAGCUAUUACUACAACCUUGCAGGAAAUGGCUACAGUCCCACCUUCACAGGGCCCCACUCCCCCUCAGCUGGUCUUUCUUGUAACAGAAAACCCACCUACUGAUACAGUAACACGACCAUCUAUAAACACUCACACGCAUGUCUAUCCCAUUGGGGUUGGACCCAAAGUGCGUGAAUUUGAUCUGCUACCAUUCAGCUCACCCCAGCGCCCACUUAUGGUGGAUGACUACAACCGCCUCACGACCUUGGUCCAUCGUGUGGUCAAUAUUACUCAUUCUACAGUCAGUCCACGCUCUCCUACACUUCCACCCCUGGUAGUCCCAACACUCUCCACCCUGCCCCCUUCAGUGCCAUGUCAGAAGGCCUUAGACGUUUUGUUCUUGCUGAAGUCCGGUGAGAUGUUUGAGGACAUGAAGACAUUUGUGAAGGCUUUCAUUAACGAUGCUGAUAUUGGGGUGAAUGGGACUCAAGUAAGUGUGGUACAAUAUGGAGAAAGCAAUACACUAGAGCUACCCUGGAAGCAUGAACAGAGCAAGUCACGCCUUCUGAGCCAGGUGGACAGCAUACCAAGCAGGCCCUCUGCUGCCCCUGCACUUGGCGCUGCACUGCGAUUUGCUGUGCAGACAGCUAUUUCAUUGGUCAGUGGUGGAAGAGUGGGUGUGCCCAAGAUUGUGGUGAUGCUGAUUACAGAGAAAUCAACAGAUGAUGUCAAAGAAGCAGCUAAUGAAGCACUGGCAGCAGGUGUGUCAGUGUUCCCUAUUGGAGUGGGACCUGGGUAUGACAGGAGUGAGCUUAAUGUGCUUGGUCACCAUGGUAACCAAGACAACACCCUUUACUUGAAUAGCAUCGAUCAGCUCCUGAUGUUGCUGACUCUAGACCGUGGAUACACAGAGAGAAUCUGCAGAGCUGGUCCACCAGGAUUGUGUGUGGAUGAUAAUGGGAUUGAAAGAAAGCCUGGGGAGUCAUGGCUAUUGGAGGAUGGCUGCCACUCACUACUAUGCCACCCCAGUGGGGCAGUAACAGUACAAAACCACAAAGUCAGCUGUGACAGACUGGAGCCCCCAGCCUGCAGAAACAAUAUGCCACCUGUGAGAGUCCAGGAGACCUGUAGCUGCCACUGGGAAUGCCCCUGCAUGUGUAUGGGCAGCUCCACUAAUCAUGUAGUGAGGUUUGAUGGCUUGGCUCUUAGGCUGGAUGGGGAGGGCUUGUGCUCCUACACACUUCUCACUGUCAGUAAAAGCAUUACUGAAGGAUCAGAGGUCAAACUACACAGUGGACCUUGCCAGGAUUCAGAAAAUUACAAUCAGGUCUGCAUGAAAGCCAUAGAGAUAAUCCACGGGCCACAUAAACUGAUGCUGAAGGAUGAUAUGAUGGCUUAUAUUGAUCGAGAGGAACUUGCACUGCCAUGGCGAUAUGCUGGCCUAGAGCUAGUUCGUUAUGGGGGAGUGAUGCUGCAGUUGAAAUCUAACCACGGCUACGUCCUGACUUUCACGCCUCAGAGCAAUGAAUUCACAAUCACUUUGCUUGGCUCAACAGCAGGCACCACAGCUGGACUCUGUGGUGGCUGUGGAGAGGAGAAGGUUAAUGUGCUUGCUUUACGUAAUGGCAACUCAACCAUCAACCAGCAGGACUUCAUCUCUGACUGGAUGGUAGCUAGAGAUGAUGGUGUGUGUUUGCCAGCACGAAAAGCAGUUUGUAUGACAGGAGCAGCAAUGGGAUGUCAGGCCCUACGUUCUGAAGUGUUUCAGCCCUGCCAUGAGCACAUACCGGUCCAAGUGUUUCUUGCCAAGUGUGAGGAGCAGGCAUGUGAGGAGUCAGAUAUAUGCGAGCUCAUUUCUGCCUAUGCAUUCCUCUGUAAACAGAGAGGUGUAUGUGUGGAUUGGAGGAGCCCUCACCUUUGCCCAUUCCAGUGCCCCGGCUCCAUGGAGUAUGAUGCGUGUCGGACAGGGUGUGUAGAGGACUGUGGUAGCAUACAGGCGUUGCCAGGCGACUGGGCAGUUGCCAGGGGGAACGAGUCGAUUUGUAUGGACACACCUACUGAAGGCUGUUUCUGUACUGGAGGGACAGUUUUGCAUCACGGGGUGUGUGUAUCACCAGAAGCAUGCAAUCAGUGUGUUGACAAUCAUGGACACACGUAUCCGUACAUGCAGUCUUGGGUACCUGAUGACAAUCCAUGUAUGAUUUGCAUGUGUUUGGACCAACAACACAUCAACUGCACUGCCCGGCCCUGCAAUGAUGUAAAAGCUCCUGUUUGUGGACCCUGUGAGAUCCUGAAGGAGAAGAGAGAGUCUAAGUGCUGCCCAGAGUAUGAAUGUGUGUGUGAUCUGGUAAACUGCGACCUGCCUGAAGUUCCACGCUGUGAGGACGGUCAGGUUCUGAUUCUAAAAAACCCCGGUGAAUGUCAGCCUGUACAUGAAUGCGUCUGCAAGAAGGAAGAGUGCUCUCUUCAGCCUCCCCCUGAUUGUCCCGCGCAUCGCACACUGUCAGUCAAAAAGACAAAGUGCUGUGAUGUGUUCGAGUGUGUGUGCAGCUGCCAGAACUCCACCCACUCCUGCCCUGCUGGGUUCAUCACAUCCUCCUCCACUGAUGACUGUGGCUGCACAGAGACCAGCUGUCAGCCAGACAAGGUGUGUGUUUUCGGGGGUGUUGUUCGCCCUGUGGGGAGUGAAUGGGAGGAAGGGUGCAAAAAGUGCAGCUGCAGCCAGUUGCAAGACAAAGAGACAUUACUGCAUAUUACGCAGUGUACCCCGCCUGUCUGUGAUAAGACCUGCCCUCUGGGCUUUACAUACUCUGCAUCAGACGGAGACUGCUGUGGGAAGUGCACACCAACAAGCUGUGUGGAAACUCCAGGAGAGAUGCGAGGAGACACACUAAUCAGAGGACAAAUCAGACAUGUGGGAGAUGUGUGGCAGUCUCCAGAUGAUAAAUGUGUGUUACAUCAGUGUAUGAAGGUGAAAGAUGAAGUGUUUAUCUCUGCUACAAAUGUCAGCUGCUCUGUUAUGGAUGCACCAUCCUGUCCAUUGGGAACAGAGUUACAAUGCAACACUCAUGACUGCUGCCCGAGCUGCCACUGUGCUCCAAUGGAUGCCUGUGUCCUGAACAACACUGUGAUAGGAGCAGGAGAGAGGCUGAUGGUGGAUGUGUGUACCCACUGUGAGUGCAUAGUAGAGGAAGGUGUUGUGAAGAAAUACAGACUAUCCUGCAGGAGAAUAAGCUGUCCCAGUUGCCCCAUGGGAUACACUUUGCAGAAAGAGGAAGAUGCUUGCUGUGGUCGAUGUGUUGCCACCACCUGUUUUGCACAAAGGCCAGAUGGACAGCUGGUCAGUCUGGAGGUGAACACCACUCGUGAAGAUGGCUGCAACCUUUACACCUGUGGUGUUAACAGUAAAGGAGAUCUUGUCCUGCAGACUAGAGUGACCACCUGUCCUCCAUUUAACCGGCAAGCGUGUUUGGACCAGGGGGGGAAGGUCAGCCAGAUUGGUACAACCUGCUGUGAAACAUGCACGGAACCACAGUGUCGAAGGACGAUGGGCAUGCUUAACUAUGUAAAAGUGGAUGAUUGCCAAUCAGAGCACCAGGUAGAAUUGCACUACUGUGAGGGCAAAUGUCGCAGUAAGUCCAUGUACUCCCUGGAGAGGGCUGCUGUGGAACAGGAGUGUGUGUGCUGUGCUGCAGUGGAGACAGAGUCUCUCAGUGUACCCAUACUGUGUGCCAAUGGCACACGAAGCCACCACACUGUCCUGUCAGUCACUGCAUGUGAUUGUCUGUCUAAACACUGCACCUAAAACCAGAGGAUGACAGAGAUAGGGGGGAAGUUUGACAUUGCACAUGGUUUCUGUCAUCCAAGUAAAAUGUACGCAUUUACAAAUAUACAAACUACAAGAAGAUAAACCUGACUUUUCUGUAAGCACUAUUUUGUGUCUGUUAUGUUAUUUUUAUGUUUCUAUAUAUUUUAAUUCUUUGGUUUUUAGAGUUGAGAUAUUUUUUCCUUCAUUUUUCCCAAACAGGUUGUAACCAUUAUCCAUGAAACUAUAAAAACUUUGCAACAACACAAACAGCCAUUGUUAUAACUUGUCUUUGUCUCAAAAUAUGUCUGAUUAAAAAAUGACAUUGUGAGCCAU
Molecule: messenger RNA, 9052 nt
Organism: Sphaeramia orbicularis (orbiculate cardinalfish)
Lineage: Eukaryota; Metazoa; Chordata; Actinopteri; Kurtiformes; Apogonidae
Gene: vwf
Product: von Willebrand factor
Exons: 53
Coding region: 164-8716 (2850 amino acids)
Biological process (GO): blood coagulation; cell-substrate adhesion
Cellular component (GO): extracellular matrix
Molecular function (GO): protein binding
Source: RefSeq, a predicted model, not a curated record